AUGUCUGUUUCAGUGCCGAAGGUGGAGAUCGUGGACGAGCACGGUGCCACGGCCGGUGACAAAUUUUACAAAGCGGGCAGCACGAUAGAGCUGAAGUGUGUGGUCAGCAAUAUACCGCAGCCCACCGGAUACGUUACGUGGCGGCAUGGAUCUCGAAAGCUGAAUUACGAUACUACUCGCGGAGGAAUCAGCGUGAAGACGGACAUGGGCACCAACGGCGCGGUGUCCAGGCUCUACAUAGCGAACGCGAACAAAAAGGACAGCGGGAACUAUAGCUGCGAACUGACGGAUGUCGCGCCAGCCACCACGGUUUCCGUCCAUGUGUUAAAUGGCGAGAAUCCAGCAGCCAUGCAGCACGGCGGCAGCAGCAAGCUGCGAUCUGCCAUAGUUCUGACCGUGGUCGCAGCGUUCGGCUCGUCGCUCCUGAGGUGACCGUGAUGCCAGGACUCAAUCUUCGCGGGCCUUCGGUUCGAAUGAUGCUGACUCGUUCUUUCCUCGCGAAGCAUCCGGUGGCCAGGCUGAAGGAACAAAGUUGCAGAGGGCUCGCGACCCUCGCGUGCCAGGACUUCGCAACGAUCACGCCGGACCUGGUCCGCAAAGUGGACGGUUCACCGGCGAAAAGCGGAGACGCUAUCCACGGGCGAAAGUUAGCGAGAACGAAGCUUUCCCCUGUCAGAAACGAACGCAACCGAGGCCGACGUCCCUCGAACGCGCCAUCUCGACAGACUCUUCUUUCUUGUUCCUUCGCGUUUCCUCUUUCCCGUAGGGCGUCGAAAACGGACGAUAGCGCGAAACCUUCGCCAAGAAGGACAACGAAGUUUCCCUUCUAUCAAAAGGAUCAUGUGCGUGGUCCUCAACGAGCUGUGAGUCUGCCGCUCCCGAGAUACUGUACUUGCGCAGUUUUUGUGUAUACGUUUUCGCCCUAGUGAGCACGUGAUACGUCAAACGGGAAAACGGGUCGAUCUCUGGGUCUAUUCUCUGUCGUGGUUUGCUCCGUCGACGGCGGUCCGGUACGGGACCGUCGGUAUUGGGAGAGCACGCGUUGCCAGAGCCGCCGAGGAUGAAACGAAGUUCCGAGAAGGAACGGCUAACAUAUCAGUCGAUCUCUGGGAACGGGAGUCGCGGAUUUUUCGGCAGGAGACGCGCGAGCCGAGCUGCGGAAUAACGUGCUCCGAAGCCGGAAAGUUUCCGUCGCGACGGCUGCGCGAUGGUCGACGUAAUUAAUUCCGUCGAGACUCUUUCCCAUCGAGCAUGACUCGGACGGGAGUUCUGUCGAGAGGAGAAGUACCUAACUUGCUGGUUGCUACAUGCCCAGCAAUCGUACGAGCAGGUUCUCUUUAUUUUCUCUUCUUACGGAAGCUUCGAAAUCGUUCACAGUAAUCUGAAUUUUUAACACUGAAUCUACCGAUUAUAAUGAUCGAUCUCUUUCUUCUUUUAUUUUAAAGUUACUAAAAACACAAGGACUUGUUUUUACCGAGGCUUCGAAAUCGUUCACGGUAAUCUUUAUUUUUAACACUAGAUCUACCAAUCGAAAUGACCGUUUUCAUAUUUUUUUUUGUUUCAACCCUUUCGGUA
Messenger RNA from Megalopta genalis, 1575 nucleotides. The record is from RefSeq and is a predicted model, not a curated record. NCBI's taxonomy places the organism in Eukaryota, Metazoa, Arthropoda, Insecta, Hymenoptera, Halictidae.